GAGCAUGAGAGAGGGCAUGAGAGAAAGAGAACACAGAGAAGAAAAAAAAGAAAAAGAGAGCGAGAAAAAAAAAACUAGAUCAGGCAGCAGCGGCAGCAGACGCAGCCCCAGUCAGCAGAGCCACCUCCUAAUAUUAGACCUAAUGAGGUGCAGGCAGAAGGACACAGUCAUGGCAGCUCUCUUCUGAUGUCGCUGGUUACGUGGCGCUAUUCCAACAUGUCGCUAUUCCGACGUUAAUGUCUAUUGUCGGAAUACCGACACGUUUUCCACCUUCCGCCGCUAUUCCUACAUGCCGCUAUUCCGACAUCCCUAACCUUAACCCCAACCCUAACCCUAACCCUAGCCCCUAAAAAGUGUCGGAAUAGCGGCAUGUCGGAAUAGCGGCAUGUCGGAAUAGCGAUUGCCCUCCGAUGGCGCUCACACUCAGAGGAGUCACGGAGUCCUUGAGAUUGUUUUCCCUCCUGUACUGUACAGUCGCAUGUAGAAAUGUGUGUCAGUGCCUUAAUGCUGUUACCAAACCACACGACUGUAUUUUGAGCAUGAAUGGGCUUACCAAACUGUAAAUGUGUUGUGCUAUUGUUUUGCUGGGUAAUAUGUAGGGUAGGUUACGUUUAAUAUCCGAUUAAGAGUAGGGUUGCCAACCAUCCCUUGAAAUACGUAAUCGUUGCACAUUUAUAAACAAAAGGUACAGUUCCGUGUUGAGCAAUUUGGUUAAAAUGCAGGCAGUUGCUUCUGAGAAAUACAGCAUUUUAUGGGGGGAGGUGUCCCAUAUUUUUUCCACAGAGAGUUGGCAACCCUAAUUAAGAACAUUGCUGCGACUUUAGAGAGGGGUGUCAAAUACAGUCUCACACAGGGGCCUUGCAAAGCAUGCAGCACAACAGUAGGCAAUAAAAAAAUCAAUAAAAAUGUGUGGUGGUCUGUGGGCUGAAUUGCUCUCUGCAGCCUUUUGAACAUUGCUGCAGUCAAUCUGAACUGCAAACGUGCCCAGAGAUGAAGUGCUUUUUGUAGCCGUUUUGUACAUAGCAGUAGUUAAUCUAAACAGCAAACACGUGCCUGCCUGGAGAGGGUUUUUAUGAUUCCAUGCCCUCUGCUGCCUCUGCGACCUCAUUGCUCUCUUCCCAUUCUGCUCUGCAGACGGCCAAGUACAAAGUAGGUGCUGGGCUGGGCGGCCAUUUUGAAUGUUUUGUUUUGGCUCCAUGGAGAGAGUGCUGGAACACUGAAGGGGCCCUUUAAAAAGCUCACCCUUGGCCGAGACAUUAAGCAGGGCAGUGGCAACCACAGUGCUCCUGCAGAACCUCCUUUGGUUUCAAGACGUUUUAAAAGUACUCUGCCAUAAUGGCUCCCGAGGUGAGCCCAUGCAACAUGAAGAAGGAGGAGGAGAGCAACAACGUCAUCAGCCCCCAGAAGACAGAGGAGACGCCACCCAAAGCACACACCCCCACAAAGAUGGACGCCGAACGAAGAACCCGCACUCCCACUAAAGCUGACGGCGGCACCUCCAAAUCGCCAGUGUCCCCAGCCACGCCCACACGCAGAGCAAGCUGCAGCCCCAGACCCAAUAAAGACGCCAUAAAGUCAGAGGACAGACAGAAACUGGCCAAGGAGCGCCGAGAGGAGAGAGCCAAGUACAUGGACGAACAAAUCCUGCUCCAAGCGGCUAAGAAGGCCCAGUGGCUGGAGAAGGAGGAGAAGGCUCGUCAGCUGCGCGACCAGCAGCUGGAGGAGCGUCGCAGGAGACUGGAGGAGCAGCGCAUCAAGGCAGAGAGGAGGAGGGCCGCCCUGGAGGAGAGGCAGAAACAGAAGCUGGAGAAGAACAAGGAGAAGUACGAGGCGGCUAUCCAGAGGUCCACCAAGAAGACGUGGGCGGAGAUUCGCCAGCAGAGGGGGUCCUGGGCAGGAGGCAUCCACCGCCCCAGCCAGAGAGAGAGCACAGGCAGCUGUUCCGUGUCCGCCGUCAAUCUCCCCAAACACGUGGACUCGGUUCUAAACAAGCGGCUGUCCAAGUCCUCCGCCACUCUCUGGAACUCGCCCAGCCGAAGCCGUAGACGGGAGCUGACCCCGUGGGAGAGCAGCGUGGUGGACCGCCUGAUGACGCCCACGCUGUCCUUCCUGGCCCGCAGUCGCAGUGCCGCCAGCGUCCUGACCACCCACAGAGACUCGCAUGGUGGAUCUCCGCUGUGCCCUCGCUCGUCCUCUGCCAGCCCCCUCACCCUCUGCUCUCACCGGCCGCACCACCGCUGCUCCGACCGCUGGAGGGUCACCACCAGCACCCCUGACAUCGCCCAGCGCUCUCCCCGACGUGACUCCGCCCCCCGCUCUCCCCGACGUGACUCCGCGCCCCAAAUGGAGAAAAGAAAGAAGGAGAAGAAGGACAAGGAGCGGGAGAAUGAGAAGGAGAAGAGUGCUCUGGCCAAAGAGAAGGUGCUCAAGAAGAGACACACUCUGCCCGCUAUGAAGCUCAUGGCUGCACCCAGUUUGACUCAUAAAACACGCCCAGGCACAUUGUCACAGAGAGGGAUGUCCACGCCAAGAGGCCGGGCGUCCUCCCCGAGUCCCGCUCCCUCCCCCCGGGGAGCCUCCGCCCGCAGCACCCCUAACACCUCCGCCACCACCCCCAAGGGCCGUCCCAAGAGGGCCAGCACCCCGGCCCGGGUCACGCCCCGCCGCACCUCCUCCCCGCCCCCCCUGGAGAAGGUCAGGGAGCCACGCCGGUCUGCCACACCUGAGUCUAAGGCUCCCCCUCACCCGCGUCUCACCAUCUUCUCCCCGCCAGGGUCCUCCCCCGUGCCCUCCAUCGUGGUGUCCACGGCCCCCGUCUCCCCUCCCCCCCUCUCCAACACCUCCUCCUCGGAGCCAUCCUCCGCUGCCACGGUGAUCGACGCCAGCCAGUCGCAGCCCUCUGCCCCUGUCCCUGCCCCUGUCUCAGCCUCAGUCCCGACUCCAGCUCCAGUUCCUGCUCGAGCAUCCUCUCCCCCGGCCCCCGCAGCAUCAGCACCAGUGCCAGCAUCAGGACCGGCUCCAGCUGCCCCAGCCGCAGCCCCAGCCGCAGCCCCAGCCCCAGCCCCAGCCUCGGCGGCCCCCUCCCCGGGUAAGCCUAUGGCGGGCACCAACAGCGCGGAGGAGGCGUCGCGCAUGCUGGCCGAGAAGCGGCGGCAGGCCCGCGAGCAGCGGGAGAGGGAGGAGCAGGAGAAACGCGAGCAGGAGGAGAGAGAGAGGGUUCUGCGUGAAGAGCGCAUUGCGCGCGAGGCGGAGGAGAGGAGGCGCCGUGAGGAGGAGUCGCGGCUGAUGGUGGAGGAGCAGAAGAGGAGGGAUGAGGAGGAGAAAGUACGCCAGGAGAGGGAGGCCGAGGAGAAGGCCCGCCUAGAGCAGGAGGAGAAUGAGAAGCUGCAGAAGCAGAAAGAGGAGGCGGAGGCCAAAGCCCGAGAGGAGGCUGAGAAGCAGCGGCUGGAGAGGGAGAAACACUUCCAGAAGGAGGAGCAAGAGAGGCUGGAGAGGAAGAAGCGUCUGGAGGAGAUCAUGAAGAGAACACGCAAAACAGACGGCGCAGCAGACAAGCCGAAGGAUGCCAAGCCCUCCUCGCCACCACAGGUGAAUGGCAAAGAUGCCAAACCAGACCCAGAGAGCACCAAAGCUGAGGAGUACCAGCCGAGUGCAGUGGUGACUCAGCAGCAGGAGAAGGAGAAGGAUCCCCUGGGCUCCAUGGACAGUUCUUCAGUGGUGAAUGGGGUGCAGUCCGCCAAGCACGAGAACGGCCUGUCAGUCAAGGGAGGCGACGCCACCCACUUUGAGGAGAUCAUCCAGCUAGCCAAUCACUGCGACAGCAACGGCAGCAGCGGGCGGGACAACUCGGCGAGUGACAUUCCUGGCGAGCCAAUCAUGGCCUUUGAGAGCGGCGACAGCUUCCUGAAGAAGGCGGCCCCAAUGAAGCCCCAGCAUGUUGCAGAGGUGCUGUGAAGAGGGAUGGUUGUCCUACACAGGAUCCGGACAUGCCCAGGGCCCACCAUGCCCGGCCCAGCUCACUCAUCUGAGGGGUGGCCUUGAUCCCUCUUUCUCGAUCUUUCGCUCUCUUCUUUCUCUCUCUCUCUCUCUCUCUCUCUCUCUCUCUCUCUCUCUCUCUCUCUCUCUCUCUCUCUCAAUCUCUCUCUCUCUCUGACUUCUUUUCUUCCACCAUCUCCGUCUUUCUUUGCCUUUCUUUCUUUCUUUCUUUCUUUCUUUCUUUCGCUCUUGCACUCUUUAUUUCUCCCAUUCUUUCUUUUGCUCACUCUAUCUCUCUCUGAGCACAGCCUGCAGCCCACUGUCCUGUGCCAAAUUGUAUUAUUGCUUUUUACGAUUGUACAAAGAAUAACAGUGACAUUCAUCACCUCAGCCCGACCCCCCAGCGUGCUCCCCGAAGCAAAAUGUCCGAGAACCACCAUGCUCAUUGUUGGCACCGAAUGCAACCCCCCUCUGAACCAAACGGCUCCCCUACACACACACACACACACACACACACACACACACACACACACACACACACACACACACACACACACACACACACACACACACACACACACACACACACACACACACACACACACACACAUUCAUAUUUAGGCAUGGGGCUUAGUGGUGCCAUAGUAACUACACACAAACACUACAGCUGAUGAGAAGAAAAUGUACAGAGCUCACACGUGGACAUGGACAUACAGCAAAUCAGGAUAUGAGUAGGGAGAGCCCUUCCCCUCUCCUCCCACCAUGUGUGAGAUUGCACCUUAAAACAGACAAGCAGUGUCAUCUUCUAGAAAGCAAAGUGGGGACAAAACACUAGGAUCAUUAAUUGGGGGGAGGUAAUGAUUUGACGUCAGUUGAAAUGCUGUUGUCAGUCCUAUUCUACAGUGCUUUUACCUAAAGAGAGAAGAGAACCUCUGGUUGUUUUGAUUCUUUUUUUUUAAAUGUUUAGUUAUUUAACUUUGAAAAGGAAAAAAAAAAACACGAAAUGUAACUAUGGGGUACCGUUGUUUGUGAAUAUUGUAAAUGGAUAUCUUGUGUGCUGGACUUCAGAAGAAUGUGGUCUAGGAUUUAAAAAAUGGUCUUUAUAUUGAGAAAGAGUAUGGCUUGCCAACGGCUUAUGAAAGGGAGACAUGGGUCUGCAAUACAUCAUUUUACUAUUCAGAAGGCCUUCAUUGGACUGACAGUGUGGUCGAAAGAAAAGAAAACGUAUUGUUAACUGGCCAACACUUGUUGCCACUUCACUUUUUUUCUCUUUUUUGGUAUCCGUGCAAGACGCAUGAAUUGGUGUGACUCCCCCACCCCUUUGCCAAAAUUCAUGAGCUUGCAACUUAUGUUUCUCUAGUGAAAAGUGUUGGUUAUUUUUAAAAAAAUAUAUAUUGAUGAAAAUGUUUUUGUUACUUUUUUGGUGUGCAACAACUAGCAAAGAAUUUCAUGUUCCUUUCCCCCUGCCAUGAUCACAAAGUGCUUGCCGAGACGCCCAAUAGGGCCAUCCGCCACCCAGCAACCACCCAACGCUACAGCAGUAUACCGUAGCUAAAAGAGCCUCGCCGUCUACCAUCACCAUCUUUUCUCUCUCUCUCCAAGAGGACGUCUGCCCCCAACGAAAUCCCCCGGGGACAUUGUUGUAUUAACACAACGUUUUGUGUGAAUAUGUGAAAAAACUUGCUUGGAGAGACCCGUCAGAUGAAUGAAGGUUUCGUAUGUCGUAAUAAAAAACAAUGUAAAUUGACCGGGCCUUAAUUUGACGAUUUCUCUGUCUCGUAACGGCCUCUUGCUGUGGCUUCCAAAUGGAAUGUAUAAAACACUGGUCCUCCUGGGUGGCUCAUCCAUGGCUAGUUUUCAUCUGAACAAUGAAAGUAUACUUGUAUAAAAAAUGAAAAAUUGAAAGCAUGACAUGCCGUAGUCUUCAUUGAAAAACCCCACAAGAUUCUCAAAUGUAUUUGCAAAAAAAAGCAGUGUGUGUGUAUAUGCUAUAAAUAUAUUUUGUGUGUCAAAGGGUCUCACUCGAAGUCUAUUAAAGAAAACAAAAGUUGUU
Messenger RNA from Engraulis encrasicolus (European anchovy), 6028 nucleotides. It is a transcript of the gene map7d1a, whose product is annotated as MAP7 domain containing 1a. Gene Ontology annotation, biological process: microtubule cytoskeleton organization. The transcript is spliced from 21 exons. NCBI's taxonomy places the organism in Eukaryota, Metazoa, Chordata, Actinopteri, Clupeiformes, Engraulidae. Gene Ontology annotation, cellular component: microtubule cytoskeleton. The record is from RefSeq and is a predicted model, not a curated record. The coding region runs from base 1336 to 3954 and encodes 872 amino acids.